Columba livia (rock pigeon) is the source of this 6289-nucleotide messenger RNA. It is a transcript of the gene RASGEF1A, whose product is annotated as RasGEF domain family member 1A. The record is from RefSeq and is a predicted model, not a curated record. The coding region runs from base 2135 to 3643 and encodes 502 amino acids. NCBI's taxonomy places the organism in Eukaryota, Metazoa, Chordata, Aves, Columbiformes, Columbidae. The transcript is spliced from 13 exons. Gene Ontology annotation, cellular component: plasma membrane. Gene Ontology annotation, biological process: positive regulation of GTPase activity; Ras protein signal transduction. Gene Ontology annotation, molecular function: guanyl-nucleotide exchange factor activity.
UGUGCCAGUGGCUGAGUCACAACAAAAUGGCAUGCUGCUUGGCAGAUUUUACAGGUGCUUGCUGCAGUGAUGGGCUUUGCAAUAUGCCAGCAUCUUAACUUACUGCUACAGUACUAGUGACCUCCGCUUGGGAUGCCUUCAUCCCUGUGUACACAACCCAUUAUUUUCAACCCUCAAUUAAGUUACUAUAGGCAUGAAAAAAAAAUGGAAGGGGAGAAGAGGGACACAUAGUUGGUCGUGUCUAUAAUCUUACAGCUAUAUCUGUAACUCCAACCACAAAUGUUUAUUUUACAUGAUUGUCAGGCAGAGAAAGAUACUACCAACACUUCAUACCCUGGUUUUGAGCAGUCUCAGUAUCUAUUUAAAUUAGCAAGCAAUCAGCACCAACAGCAACUAACAUCACAUACACAGUACUACAGUUGAACAUUCUCUAGUCGUUCCUUUCUCCUACAGAAAUCUCUACUGCACGGGGCUUGUUUUGACAAGUUAUCUCUUUUUUAUUCAAGAAUUCUAAGUACUUUUCACUCAGAUUUUAAGUUUCAGUUAGUCACUAUAUUCUCAAGUUGUAGGUACUGCUAACAUAAAAUAACAAACAGCAUAACAAUCAAAAAUGUAUUUCCUCUUUCUUAUCCAUUAUGACUUUUUUUCCUGAUUUCACCAGGGAAAUGAACAGAAAACUUUUCACUAUCAGUUAUGCAUUAAUGCAAAAUGAUAUUUCUUGAAGUGGAAUAGAUUUAAAGACCAACAGAAGUCUGAAUUUAGCCAUAACCAUUUGCAUGUUACAAUGAGAACCUAAACUGCCUGAUAUUAAAGGCAUUAUUCAAAACCUAAACCAAUGCUCAGGCACACUGAAACUGUAAAGCACGCAUUUCUUGUCGAUUCCCAUUCCUUUUCAAUUCACAUUCCCCCACUCUAGUCACAGGCAAAGUAAUUUAUAUUUACAUAUGUGAUCACAGCAGGAGUGCUACCAAAACAUUGGUCCCCAGAGCAAAAUAUUAUAUAUGAGACCAUCCAUAGAAUAACAACUGGAUAUUUGUUCUGUGCAAGAUUGGGAACAAUCCCAUAGAAGUCACAUAAGAUGUCCUUCCUCACUGGUUUGUUCUCUCAUGGACAGUAACUAUAUCUUUAACAUUACAGACAUAGCAUAGAUACAAAUAUAGUAAAAAAAUUGGUUUUGAAAUAAUGAAAAAGUGUGCCUUUCCAUUUCUAGCAAGAGGGUGAAAGAAGAUGUACAGUUCCUGAUGAGUGUUGAGGUCAUAUUAAUAUUAUUAUUUAUAUAUUGAUACACAAUUAGUGGGGAAAAAAAAAAUCAGUUAAUAAAAUCUCCCAAACCAAGCUGGUGUCAGGCUAGGUUAAUGAGGUUUUCACCAAACCUGAGCUAAGUUUCAGGAGCUAAGGAUGAUUUUAGCAUUUUAGGUAUUAACAUAGUUUGGACCAAAAGAGAGAACAGCAGCUGUCCUGGUGGAGCUUUGCAUUUUAAUUUCCAGGGUUUGUUCUAACCCCUGUAAACUCAAAACAAAACUCAGUUGGUAUGAACUGAAACAGGAGGUUUGAGUGAAAAAAAACUGCGAGUGGAAACCACUGAGCGUGAGAAUCAAAACCAGUGUCUGAGCCUGCACUGCACACAUGCCUGGCAAGCCUGAUGCAAAUGUUUUUCUUGCAUAUAAUUGUAAAUUUUUCACUGAAACCAAAGGUUUGGGACCCAGGGUAAAAAGGGAAUUAAUCUGAAAUGCCAUAUCCUAAGGAGCAAAUAAAGAUGGUAAACUUCUGGAUCUAUUUAUGCAAGAGCAGGAAAAUUGCCUUUGCAUAUUUAGUUUUCAAGAGAUGAAGGAGGGAAAAGGAGAACUGUGACCACAGGGGAGAGAUUCGAGAGAAAUGCAAGUUGUGUGGUUCAGGCAGCUUCAGCAAGUGCUGAAAGAUUUCAGAAGGUGAACAGAUUCCUUCCUCGUUAAUGAAGGGGCCCUGACUCUAGAUCUGCCGAACGCACUAAGACUGAAAGGCUAUUCAGCUCUCUCCUUUGACUGAAAGCAUGAGCCUGUUACUUACUAGCUCUUGGUAGCUUUCCUUUUAAUAGCAAGUUGGGGGAAGGGAAAAGAUGGUUGGAGGAGGGGAAAGAAAAGAUGGGUAGCAAAAAAUGCUAGUAGCUGAACAUGGGAAUUUCAAGGCAUUUACAGGACAGGCCUUUGGGGAAAGGUUGAAAGCUUACAAGGAAACUAUGCCCCAGACGCCAAUAUUUUCCAGCAUGCUUGGUUCCAGUUGUAGUGGACAAGUGCAGCCAGAUAUGGGAGAGAGGUGUGUGGACCCUGUUUAUCAGGAUGGGAACCUUGUUUCUGGGUCACUGGAGGCCUUGAUAGAGCGCCUGGUGCCCACCAUGGACUAUUAUCCAGAUAGGACUUACAUCUUCACUUUCCUACUGAGCUCACGAGUCUUCAUUCACCCACAUGAGCUCCUGGCUAAAGUGGGGCAGAUCUGCAUCAAACAGAAGCAGCAGCUAGAAACGGGGACUGAGGCAGAAAAGGCAAAGCUAAAAUCCUUUGCUGCCAAAAUCAUUCAGCUCCUGAAGGAAUGGACUGAAACUUUCCCCUAUGAUUUCCAAGAUGAAAAGUCCAUGAAAGAGUUGAAGGAGAUUGCUCACAGAAUCACACAAUGUGAUGAGGAAAAUGGAACAGUGAAAAAGAUCAUUAGCCAGAUGACACAGAAUCUCCUGAUGGCCCUCUCCACACGGAGCCAGUACCAGGAAAUUAGAGAGAAAUUCCGGCAACCUGUUACCGACAAAGGCACCAUCCUCAAAACCAAGCCACAGUCAACUCAAAAGGACAUUCUGAGCGUGUGCUGUGACCCUCUGAUCUUGGCGCAGCAGCUGACCUAUAUCGAACUGGAAAGGGUGAGCAACAUUUACCCAGAGGAUCUGAUGCAGAUUGUCAGCCACAUGGACUCCCUGGAUAACCACAAGUGCCGAGGUGACGUGACCAAAACCUAUAAUUUAGAGGCGUACGACAAUUGGUUCAAUUGUCUCAGCAUGCUGGUGGCUACAGAGAUUUGCCGGGUUGUAAAGAAAAAGCAGCGUACAAGAAUGGUGGAAUUUUUCAUUGAUGUGGCAAGAGAAUGCUUCAAUAUUGGAAACUUCAACUCCAUGAUGGCUAUUAUCUCUGGCAUGAACUUGAGCCCCGUGGCACGGCUAAAGAAAACUUGGUCCAAGGUCAAAACAGCCAAAUUUGAUGUUUUAGAGCAUCACAUGGAUCCAUCCAGCAACUUUUGUAACUACCGCACAGCCCUGCAAGGAGCAGCACAGCGAUCCCAGACUGCCAACAGCAAUCGAGAGAAAAUAGUUAUCCCAGUGUUCAACCUGUUUAUUAAAGAUAUCUAUUUUCUGCACAAAAUACAUACGAACCGCUUGCCCAAUGGGCAGAUCAACUUCAAGAAAUUCUGGGAAAUUUCAAGACAGAUUCAUGAUUUCCUGACAUGGAAGCAGGUUGAGUGUCCUUUUGAAAAAGACAAGAAGAUCCAGAGCUAUCUACUUACAGCACCCAUUUAUAGUGAAGAAGCUCUGUUCAUUGCAUCCUUUGAAAGUGAAGGUCCAGAAAACCACAUGGAAAAAGACAGCUGGAAAACACUCAGGACAACUCUGCUUAAUAGAGCCUGAGAUUUUUGGAACUGAUCUGCAGACUUUGAAGCACAUUGAGUGAACAUGUUUUUACAACCUGAAAGACUUGGACUGAGCUAAGACCUCACUGGCUGAGGUCUGUUUUGUAUAUACAGUAACUUUUAUGAAAUACAAUGUGGUAAAUAUUUCACAUGUCAACCAUAAGGCACUUAAGUGAAGGGUUUGGGUUUUUUUUAUUUUAAAUAAAAGGGCAGGGCCCUGUUCUCAGAGAUGAAAUGUAUCAUGGGAGAUGGUAUCCCUGGGGAGAUCUUAUUCUAUCAGCAUCCAAAUUUUUAUUGUUUUGUUACUUCCACCAAAACAAAUAUAAAUUAAAACACACAUCCCAGCUAAAGCCAGUGUUCAGGUUAAAUACUCCAUUAGACCAGUAUCCUACAAAACACUUAACGUGUCUUUCUAGCUUUGAAAUGAAGAAUCUCCUUCAAAUCAGAGAUACCUUUUACAUGUGUUAGGAAUGGUUUGUAGAGUCAAGGCCUUAGACAUCUGCAGUAAGCGUGUUCCUCUCCUACAUCAGAAAUAGUGCCUUACAAGGUACUGAUAUCAUUUAGUGUACCUUCUAUUAUGCUGGACUGGAAGUAAAGAAAAUAAAAAUAUGGAUGUCUCAAAACCAGGUACAAUGUACUUUUUAAACAAAACGGAGAAUAUGGCACAUGAAGUAGAGUAUACCUGCCUGUAACAUUGAUGGUGCAGCAAACAUAUUUUUGUUACAUGAUUUAAAGAGAUAAGAUGGGGUAACUGCUGGGGGAUGUGUGUUUGUGUGAGUAUGUGUGCGUGCAUGUGUGAAGUUGCACACAUGUCUAAGUUUUAAUACUUCUGGGAACAAUCCUUUAAAUUCUGACUGUCAGAAUAGUUUGUGUUUUCCUUUAUAAAUAUCAGGGAUUUUUUGUUUUGUUUUGUUUUAAGAGAAGGACGUCUAACCUAGAUUAUCUCUGUAAAACAGGCUCAAUAUGGUUUUUUUGGAAACAGUUUUUGGAAAAUAAAAAUCAUACAUGAGCUAGAGAGAGAGAAGUAAAUUCAGAUGAUUAAUUUGAAGGCUAAAAUUCCCAAAGAAGUUUAAGAAAGGUUCAUCACCACUGAACUGGGCAUUUAAUUCCCUUGUUUCCUUUGAAAAUGGUAGUCUGCACUUACAGACAAUUAGAACAAAGACCAAUUUAUAAUAUAAGCUUUUUCUAGUAUUUUGUAAGCCACGAUUAUCUAUCUGGGACAGAACCCAUCGACACAUCAGGAAAAACACCAUAAAAAAAAUGGUCAAACCUUUGACCCCAGGUCAGUACCAAAAUUAGAGAUGAUUUGUAAAGCCACUAGUACUUACCAUUUCUAAUUUCUCCUUUUACCCUGGAGUUUACACCCAAUUUGGCUAUCCACAUGAGCACCUGAGGAGUUUAUUUUAAGAUUCAAGGUAUUAAUUUCCAGGAAAAAAAUCUGCAGUUCAAGACUUUCUCACCUGAUCUCUGAAUUGAGGAAGAAAACAGAUAGGCUCAGAUUAAAAACUAUUUGGUUUAAUGAACAGAUUAUUACUCAUGAGUACCGACUGUCCUUUCAAGUAAUUGUUCUCUGAAGGCUUGAGGGCUGCAUAUGUGUAAGGAUAAUGACUUGAGAUAGACAAUUAGAUCAUUUAUUUUUUAAAAGGACCCACUCCCAGUGGUUCACAGUGUUGGCAGCCUCCCUCAGAGAGCUUGUGGAAGCCCGCUGCACAAGCUUCUUUAAAAAUUAUCAACUCUAACUAGAUGGGUUUUAUCUUAUUCUGCCUUCUGCUGAAGAAGGGGCAAGACUUGCUUGACCAAGGGUUUGGCUUAUUCCAGUCCAGUAGACAAUUCUUGCUGAGUGCCUACAACAAAGAGCUGUGCCACUGCUUCAUACAGCAUCUGCAAUCACUGAGUAGAAAUUAUUUGCUGUAUUGGCCCUGUAUUACGGUGAAAAAUUAAAGACCCUUCCCUUUCUCCCUCUUCCACUCCCCCCUUGACAAUUACUUAAAAUUAGAAGAGUAAGCUGGGGUAAGGAAGGGAGAGAAAUCAAGGUUUUGCUAUUCCCAUAGUAUUGACAUCAAAGAGAAACAAAAGCGAGUUAUGCCAUCAAUAAGGAAGUAGAAUACUGAUAACAACAACAGCCCAGAAAAGCGGAAAGGAUAAUUCUUAUGAUCUGCUGCUAUUUUUCCUGUGCUGAAGGACUGACCUCCAGCCCUGGAUUAGAGUAAGAAUAUUUAUACUGUAUUAUUACAGUGUUUUGCACUUUCAGAGAUGUUCUAGCUAGUAACGUUGUCGGACACUAUAAGAGGGAUUGUGUAUCAGCUUUGUUUAUGUAAUUGAAAUUUCAAAGGGAUGCUUAAAAUUUAAGAAAAAAAUAUAUAUUUGAAAUGCAAUUUUAAAACACUUUCUGUAAAUGUAUUAAAAAAAAGCUUUCACAUGAAUGUGCACUUCACUGGUCAAUCAGUCCUAGUAUAUUACUUGAAAUCAAUGCAGUAUCCACAUUGGUUCCUUUUUAUUUUUCCUCCCUCAGUUUGAUACGUUCCUUAAAUACUGUGUUUUGCUAUUCUGAGCUGAAAUGCUAACUAUAAAGCUGUACCAUAAAGCAGGAUAUUCUGUGUUUGACUGGAUGUGCUUGCAUUAAUAAAAGAAAAAUUUGCUUCAA